Ambispora leptoticha is the source of this 1029-nucleotide messenger RNA. The record is from the annotation of a GenBank genome assembly. NCBI's taxonomy places the organism in Eukaryota, Fungi, Glomeromycota, Glomeromycetes, Archaeosporales, Ambisporaceae.
AUGUCUGAAUCAAAGGGAAACAAAGGACCCGUCAAUCAUGGACCUACACUAAUUAUCCACGGUGGUGCCGGAAACCUUCGUCGAGAACUUUUUGAAUUAGAACAAGAGUAUCGUGAGGCGUUAAAGAAUUCACUUUUUGCUGGACAUCAGAUUUUGAAGAAUGGUGGGAGUUCUUUGGAUGCUGUCGUAGAAGCUGUUUGUGUUAUGGAAGAUUCUCCCUUGUUCAAUGCUGGCAAAGGAUCUGUAUUCACACUUGGCGGAAAGAAUGAACUCGAAGCAUCAAUCAUGAUCGGUACACCAGAUCACCAAGCUGGUGCCGCCACAUUACUUUACACCGUAAAAAACCCGAUAAAAUUAGCCAAAGAAAUUCUUCUUGAUCCGCAAGUUCCACACGUGUUUCUAGGUGCUCAAUGGGCCGAAGAAUACGCGAAAGAAAAAGGUUUAGAAUUAGUUGAUCCAAAAUAUUUUUGGACUGAACGUCGAUGGAAACAACAUAUGGACGGAUUAGAACAACGAGAACUACAACCACAAAAUAUAAUCGCAACUACGAAAACUAGUGCGGCCGAAUCGAAUAUUCUUUCGGAUAAGGAGGUUGGAUCAAUGGGAACGGUGGGUGCUGUUGCCGUUGAUAAAGAUGGAAUUAUUGCGGUUGCUACUUCGACUGGUGGAAUGAAUAAUAAGAAAGAUGGUCGUAUUGGCGAUACACCCAUGCUUGCAGCCGGAACUUGGGCAGAUAACGAGACUUGUGGUGUUAGUGGUACUGGAUAUGGGGAGUGUUUUAUACGAUACGCUAUUGUCCACGACGUCGCUGCACGUGUAAAAUACCUCGGUGAAAAUAUAUCUGAUGCUGCAGAACAAGUAGUUAAAGAGAAUAAGAAAGUUGGUGGUCUAGCAGGUGUUAUUGUAUUAGAUAAGUAUGGAAAUGUUGCUAUGUCGAAAAAUUGCGAUCUCAUGUUUCGAGGAUACAUUCGUGUGUCUGACGAAAGAUGGAUUAGUCCAGUCCGAUCCGGUCCCAGUCCAAAAGACCUG